CACCGGACCGUCCCAUCUCCCGUGCGGCUGGACCGCUGGAGUGCCACCUUUCCCCUUCCCCUCGCUCUCCCGGGUCCCCUCCUCUACCCUGCCGCCGUGCCGUACUUCUCCUCGGCGGCUCCCAGUCCCAGUCGCUUCCCCGCCCGCUCACCACAGCGGCUCCCAGUAAGCCCCCCUAGCCACCCCCGACGGCGGUUCCCAAAUCCCAAUACCCACCCCACCAACAAACCCAUCCGCAUCCCCCUCGCGUCGCCCCCCCAUCGCCGUCCCAGUUCAACCUCAUCGCGUACCCGCCGUCCGCACCCCGUCCACAAUUUCGGCCAUCGGAUUCCGAGAGAUUGUUUUUGGUGCGGUCGAUCGAGACCGAAAUCUGAGUUUGCUUGGCGGAGCCUGGUGAGGUCCUAUGCUGCCUUCCCAGGAUGAAAGGCGGUGUUCUGCAUAGGCUCCUUGUCAACAAGCUAUGCUUGGGCCUUCUGUUAGUUCUCCUCGUUGUGCCGAUUGUCAUUUUGUUGCUGGGCACAACUCCAGAACAGCUGAAAGUUCUCUCCCAAGGUUUCCUACAGCAGCAUGAACUGGAACAUAUUGGGGGUAAUGUAUCAGCUCUAGUUGAGCCUGCAGGUCCAGCUUAUAACGACGACACUCACACGAGUAUAACCAGACGGAACAAAUGGAACAAAGAUUGUAACUAUGCAAAGGGUAAGUGGGUAGCAGAUGAGAAACGGCCACUCUAUUCAGGUAAUGAGUGCAAGCAAUGGCUGUCAAAAAUGUGGGCUUGUCGAAUGAUGCAACGCACGGAUUUCUUCUAUGAGAGUUACCGGUGGCAGCCGCACGGUUGUGAGAUGCCUGAGUUUUCAGGGCCUAACUUGUUGAGCAGGCUGAGGCAUAAAACUCUUGCUUUUGUGGGUGAUUCCCUCGGGAGACAGCAAUUUCAGUCCAUCAUGUGUAUAGCAACAAGUGGUAAAUACAGCCCAGAUGUUGAAGAUGUUGGUUGGAAAUAUGGCCUUGUCAAAGCUCCAGGUGCUUUAAGACCUGAUGGGUGGGCUUAUCGAUUUCCAGAGACUAACACCACUAUCCUUUACUACUGGUCUGCUAGCCUAUCUGAAUUGGAACCUUUGAACACAACAAAAUCAGUAACUAGCUAUGCGUUGCAUCUUGAUCGGCCUGUAACAUUCCUGAAGAAGUAUUUCCAUGGUUUUGAUGUUCUAGUACUUAACACAGGUCAUCACUGGAACAGAGGGAAAUUCAAUGGAAAUCACUGGGAAUUGUAUGCCAAUGGGGAGCCUGUAGGGAAAGGUAGACUUGCAGAUCUCAACCGUGCAAAGAAUCUUACACUGUAUAGCAUUGCCAGGUGGGUGGAUUCAGAACUCGCAAGCCGUCCUCAGAUGAAAGCUUUUCUGAGGACAAUGUCACCGAGGCAUUUUGUAAAUGGCGAUUGGAACACUGGUGGAAGUUGUGGUAAUAGCGUUCCCUUUUCUAAUGGAAGCGAGGUCUUGCAGGAUCAUUCAAGUGACUUGCCUGCAGAGUUUGCUGUAAAUGGAACUCAGGUUAAGCUUUUGGAUAUUACUGCUAUCUCACAACUACGAGAUGAGGGGCAUAUCUCAAAUCGUACUUUCAGAGCUCCAACAGGCAUUCAUGAUUGCUUGCACUGGUGCCUUCCUGGUAUACCAGAUAUGUGGAAUGAGCUCCUCUUUGCACAGAUUUAGUACCUUUAUACUGCAGUAAGGGCAUUUUUCUCCCAGAGGCCCAAGAAUCUAUUAGUGUUCCUGCUGGUGGUCUGUACAGGGUGAACUGCUUUCUACCAGUGUUAUUUGUGAACCAUCCAUGCGCAGGCGGUGUUUUUGGUCAUCCAUCCAUGCCUAGGUGGUUAAAGGUGUCAAGAUGAUAGCAUUCUUUCCAGUGUAUUUCUUUUCAGAUCUUAGCCCUGUUUCAGACCAGAUGCGGAAUUAGCUGCUACAGAGCCAUAUGUAGUGCUCCCCAGCCCCAAGGCACGUCAAACCUUUUUCUUUUCUGUAAAAUGCCACUAUAAUUCCAGUUUACAAUGUGCAGCAUAUAUUCUGUAAAAAUGUUCAUACAAGUUGACCAAACUGCUAUAUCUUCUUUUAGAUUAUAUAUAUAAAGUGGAACUUUUGGUUGA
Molecule: messenger RNA, 2134 nt
Organism: Triticum dicoccoides
Lineage: Eukaryota; Viridiplantae; Streptophyta; Magnoliopsida; Poales; Poaceae
Product: protein trichome birefringence-like 14
Exons: 5
Coding region: 420-1703 (427 amino acids)
Cellular component (GO): Golgi apparatus
Molecular function (GO): O-acetyltransferase activity
Source: RefSeq, a predicted model, not a curated record